AUGACCUCCCGCCCUGAAUUUAUGGACGUCCAUGGCCAGAGACAUCAACUUACGCCUUCUUCGGCGAUAUCCUUCGCUCUCAAAGUCCUGUCGCCUUUUCAUAACAUCGUCAAGUCGUUGGCGCGGCCUUCACCAACCACAAGUGCAGCGCAAUCAAGUCGGACUGCUCUGCCUCGACCUUUCUUCGCUAUCCUGGGGCAAUAUCUAGAGGAAGCUGAGAAACGCAUCACGCAGUGGCAUGCGGAGGGGUGCCCUAAAGGGUCCUCAGAGGAGAAGCAGGUCCUAAAUCUGCUCACUCUGCUUGAAGAGGCAACGAAAGUGACCCCGAAUUUUCAGAGAAAGAAGCCCUCUACGUACAGUCGGUCAUCCUAUUCCAAUCUCGAGGCCAUUCUUCGCCGCUCGCCGCUGGAAAAACGAAACGACGCAAUAAAAUGCGUCAAAAAGUUGGGGCAUAGGGAGAGACAGAGCCUUCAGGCCGAGCUAGAGAAGUUGGGGGAGCUAACGGGGGAUAAAUCACGAGAGUGCCUAUUAGACCUGCCCACAGAGGGCAUCAAAGACGCCGACUGGGCCGAGUACGUGCAAGAGCUGCACUCGAUUCUCGGCGAGGCAUGUGCCUGCUCUUUGGCGGGCGACCCUGGUUUCAUCGCAAACGUAGGGUUGGCACCCUACGAAGUCGAGAAAGAAAAGGAUGCAGUACCAUUUAGCCUGUUCAUUUCGCAUCUUCAUGCCGAUGAAACUCUCUGGUGUUGGAGGGAGACUCAGAUAAGUGUUAUUCUCCAGAGUAAAUGUAUCCCAAAUCAUUCCCAUAUCGCACCCGAGGAAUUCUGCAAGCUCGUUCGGAAGCAGACACUCAGUUAUCCGGUCCUCAGAGGCACCAAAGGCAGCCUCACAAAGGAGAGAGAUAAUCCACAGUCCAUCAUGGUUGUCAAUGAGCCUAGCGUGUCCCUGGGCAAUCUACUUGACGGGAAAAGGCUAAAGAAUGACGACGCCUUGCGGGUCAAACUCUCUUAUCUUGUCGCGAAAGCCGUGUGGCAAUUCUACGACUCCCACUGGAUGUCCGAGGCUUGGUCAAAAGACACGAUUCAUUUCAUGAAAGAGGAGAAUAUCAUAGACCAAUCAAUCCUAGUAUAUCUCCAGAGACCCUUCAUCUCGGCCAAGAUAGGCCCCGGUAAACAAGAUCCCUGCACUCCCUGUUCAUCAAAGUCCGGGACGGAUGGGAAGCCGGUACCUGCAUGUCUUCACAGCUACCCAAAGAUCCUUUCUCUGGGAAUUAUUCUUCUGGAAAUCCUCCGCGGCGAAGGAAUCGAUAGGUUUCGCAUGAUGCAAAGAUUCCGCGAUAGUGAGGGUAACCUGCACAAAGAUGCCGAUCUGGUUAUCGCUGGCUUCCUGAUCGAAUCAGAGAAGAAAGGAAAAACUGGGAAAGACAAGUACAUCAGCAACAUCAGGGACCUUCUGAAAGAGGUAAUCGACUUUUGCAUCAAACCAGACGUCGAAAAGCUCGGUUGUGACCCCAAGGAAGUCCGCGCAAACUUGCGUACCCACGUCGUUGCACCGCUGUAUCAGCUCUACUCCAAAUCGUGUCCCGAGAACUAUGCUCCAGAGCCGAUUGAACUGUCUCUAGAUUCGGGUUCGAAGGGAGUCCCAUCGGUGUCUCAAAACCAAGGGUUUGGAAUGUCGGCACCUCUCACUGCCUCAGACCAGCAAAGCUUUGAAUUGCGAAAAGUCCAGCAUUCUGACCCCAUUCGAUGCAGCAUCCCCUGUUACGAUAAUAUUGCUAACGAUGAUGGCAUCGACGGUGAGCUGCAGCACGAAGAGAACGAGGCCCAGGGAGAAGACGCAAGCCGUCGACGGACCGAUAAAUGGAUCGAGGGAUUCCAGAACUUGCUAAUAAAACACAACAUCGAGGCUCUGACUGGCCCGAAUGUCAUCAAGGUUGCCAUAAUUGACUCUGGGAUAGAGUACAAUCAUCUAGAAGUGGAUCUAAGCCGCAUCAGGGACUGGAGAUCUUGGAUCGAAAACAGUGAUGCUACAGUUGACAAAGUCGGCCACGGAACGCAUAUUGCUGGUAUAAUCUUGCAGCUCACCACCAAUGUUGAAUUGUACAUUGCCAAGGUGACGGACACCAAGAAAUUCAAGAGGAGGGACCUGAUCACAGAGGCUAUAAAACAUGCCAGAACAGAGUGGAAAGUAAACAUGAUCUCCCUCUCCUUCGGUUUCGACGAGCCUGAUACGGAAGAGAGCCGAGAAAUCCAAGCAUGCAUCAACGGAGGAAUCAUGGUGUUCUCCUCGGCGUCCAACGACGGUGGCGAAGGGAGUCGAACGUACCCUGCCAAAUACGACCACGUAAUGUGCAUCCACUCGGCGUCGCCACAGGGAAUCGUCGGCCCAAGCAACCCGAGUGCUAUAGAUCAGGAAAGCAACUUCAGCACCGUUGGUGAGAUGGUCAAGUCCUAUUGGCAUCUGCCGAAAAUCGAAGAAGAGGGGCAAGAUGAAGGAAGGGCGUACGAGUUCAGGUACCAAUCCGGCACGUCGAUGGCUACUCCUGUGGCUGUCGCGAUAGCUGCAUUCAUGAUAGGCUAUCUCCGCAAGUACGCAGGGGGGCACAAAUGGGGGAUUGACCCGUGGACGCCGUUGGGGAUGCAAAAAGUAUUCGAGAAAAUGAAGGAGAAACGUGGUGGAUACGACUGGGUUAGCCUGCAGAGGUAUUUCCGUCACAAAAGGACAGUUGGGGAGGUUUUGCGCAGCCUGCAGAGAAAGCUAAGAUGA
This is a messenger RNA of Pochonia chlamydosporia 170, 2766 nucleotides long. RefSeq names its product subtilase family domain-containing protein. Gene Ontology annotation, molecular function: serine-type endopeptidase activity. Gene Ontology annotation, biological process: proteolysis. NCBI's taxonomy places the organism in Eukaryota, Fungi, Ascomycota, Sordariomycetes, Hypocreales, Clavicipitaceae. The transcript is spliced from 4 exons. The coding region runs from base 1 to 2766 and encodes 921 amino acids. The record is from RefSeq and is a predicted model, not a curated record.